AUAUCAAAGCCACUCCCUCCUGCCAUUCUCUCUCUCCCGCUGCCAGCAGCAGCUCACUCUGCGUCUCUGAGUGCGGUUCUUGUCCGCCUGCUUAAAAUGGACCAGGACUGGCGAGUUUUAGCCACACAGCGGGCCGAGUACGUGUCUGACCGUAUCCGCGGGCUGCUGUCCUCCGGCCUGGACUUCCUCCAGGCCGAGCUGGGGCUUGAUCUGGGGAUAAAGCCGGAGCAGUAUCCGACGUGGCUCAUUCUGAGCGCGGCGCUGAUCGGGCUGACGGUGCUGCUGCUGAUCGCGGCCUGUGGACGGAGGAAGCGCCGAGUGGCGCCCGUUCCUGCGAGCCCCAGCACCGCCGUUGCCGAGGCUCCGGUUAAGGCCGCCGUACCACCGAAGGCUGUAAAGACCGAGCCGAGCGAACCGAAAAAGAAGAACAAAAAGAAAGCAGCCGAGAAGCAGAAGGCCCAGGCGAAUGGACAGACGGUGGCUGGACCUCAGGAGGAAAUCAAAGUCACCGAGGAGAAAAAGAAACCCCCUCCUGCACCAGCGCGAGCACCUGCACCAGCACCAGCACAGCCACCUGCUGACACAAAGACCAAGAAAAACAAGAAGAAACCAAAACCAGAGGUGAAGCCAACCCAAGAUGUUUCCUCCACCAAUGGCAAGGAACCUGAUGAAGCAGGUGCUUGGGAAACCAAGGUCAGUAAUCGAGAAAAACGUCAGCAGCGCAAAAAAGAGAAGGGCCCUGGUGACAGCUCUGGGAGCCCUGAGAGUGGAGAUCGUGCCAGUCCGAAGGUAGAGCAACCUGCGGUUACAGCCCCAGCUAGCACCAAAAAGAACAAGGAGUCAUCGCGUGCCAAGGCCUCAAAGGGUGACACCAUUAUACACCAAGUGUCGUCUAACUGGAAUGAUGUGAACUCUGUUAAUGGUGGAGGAUGGACACAGGUUCCUGUGAAGUCAACCCAAUCAAAUGUUUUAAACAACGAGUUGUCUGCUGGGAGAAAGACCCCUGGGCACAAGAACCGUGAGAACGCCACCUGGAAACAAGAGUCAGAGGGGCCGUGGACUGGUUUGGAUGGUAGAAUUAAGGCAGAACCGAAUGCAGUAAAAUUGAAAAUACUCGGACUGAACCCAUCAGGUUCUAAUUUUUAUUCUUGUGGAGAGACUAGGACUAAAUCUAACUCUGAAAUCGGGCAACGGGACAGGGAACCCACCUUUGACAGUCAAUGGACCGGCUUGAAUGGUGUUGCCAACGAGGGCAUGAGCUCAGACUGGAACGCUCCAACUGAGGUGUGGGACAAUUAUGAACAGCCCAAAGUAGAUCCCCCCACUUUGAAAGAGAUGCCAGUGUCCAAGCCACUUGUGGACUCAAAUGAUGACAAUGACAAGGUAGAUCCUGCAGGAGGUGGAAAAUCCAAAAGACGAAAGAAAAAGAAGAGACCAGAAGAAGACGGUUCAGCCGCUGAGGUGACUCAAGUAGGUUCUGCUCCUGCAGAGAAGAGUGCGACUGUCAAGCCUCAUCCUCCUCAUGUUCCAAAAGAUGAGAGAUCCAAGCAAAACGUCCCUCCACAGUCUUCACAAAAGAAAUCUGAUCAGAAUUGGGAACCACCGAAGCAAGUUCAGAAGAAAAAGGCCAGGAGAGAAACAUGAACCGUGAAUAACAUUCAGGAUAGCUUAUGCAAAUAGAUUGUUUAUGCAAUAAUUUCACAGUACAGAAUUUUAUACUGAAUAAAUUGACUGUGCUUUUAAAAAAAAAUCCAAAAUAGAAACAAAAAUGAGUUGGAAGAACUCGGCAAAAAAAAGACAAAUAUAGAGUAAAGGUGAGCAGUCCAUGGGCUGGAACACUACUAUGUGCACUAUUACGCUACACUGAAGUUUAAGGAAUACUUAUCAUCCUUGAUAUCAGAUAUGCGUUCAGUGGAGCAAAACAUUCAUGAUCAUUAUUUUCCAACUGCUUCUAAACUGAUUUUGAAGUUGGAGUGUUGAUUUUCAUUUGGGAAAUUUUAAGAAUCUACUUGCUUUCCAUCUAUUACUGUUCCUGUGGCACUUUAGUGCUGCUGAAGUGUUGCAGUUACUGUUAGAAGCCACAGAGAGGCGCUGCGAGCCGGCGUCUCCUCCAGCAGUACUUCUGUGAUGUUAGCUUGAGCAGUAGAAGGUGAAUUACUGUAAUCCUAUAGAUUGCUGUGGUGGAAAACCAGAGAACGGUUAUAUUACAGAGAACUUUUUUAAUGCUAAACCUAUUUUCUUAGAGCUUUUUUUCCAUCCUGAUUACAUAUAUAUAUAUUUUACCCAUAUAACUGGGUAUGUGGAUCUCGGAGCUGUUAUGAGACUUCCCUUUUUAAUCAACUGCUAGUUGACUCUAAUGCUUUAUUUCCUGCAAGCUAAAGUAAAAAAAGCCACGCCAUAUGUAUAGAACUAUAAGGGCUUUUUUUCUAUGGUAAAACUCUGUAAUUGCACUGUGCUGAAGGUUGUGAAACACCAUUUGUAUUUACAAAUUUUUUUUUUUUUUUUUUUUUUUUUGCACAAUGUGAACAUUUGAUUUUUGUUCAUGUUUGUUUUGACUGAGUAAAUUAGUAGGUUUAUGUGAUUUUUAAUUGGGAACGUUGAUUAUGAUUAGUGCAGCUUUAAUUCCAUGACACUAAAACAGUAUCAGUAUCAGGAAUCUGUUGCCUUAAUCUGUACUUAGUAGUGGAUGCUUUGUUCUCUUCCUCAUUUUGAAGUCUUUUUAACAGGUUUGGCAUUUUCAGAUUUCAGAUUUGAUUGAUGUCAGUGUUGCACUUGCAUGAAGUUCAUAACCAUUUAUAGUGAUGAUAAAACGUCCUGAUUCUCUGUCCACUCGUGCAAGUACCACUCACUGUAAAUAGGCUUUAAUGAAUGAUGAAUGAAUAUGAUGAUAAUGAAGAAUGGAUGUGGGGUGGGUUUGGGAGGGGGGAUUUUUAAUGCAUAUUCAUAUUUGGGUUGACUUAGUGGUGUUUUGCCCAUGGUCGUUUUGUAAAUUUCAGUAGAUCAUGUCUUUCUGAGGCACUCUGGGCUAGCAUCGGAUGCCUGCCUUAGUUUAUCAUUCUAGAGGUUACUCAAACGAUGUAUUUCUACCAGUUUAUGGAUUUAAGAAUGAUCAUGUUUACUUAAGUCAAUGCAAUAUUUCUAUGUUGAUUUGUUAAAUAAAAGAAGAUCGCUAUUUGAGCUUAGAACUGUUGAUUUGUUAAAUAAAAGAAAAUGCUAUUUGG
Molecule: messenger RNA, 3221 nt
Organism: Onychostoma macrolepis
Lineage: Eukaryota; Metazoa; Chordata; Actinopteri; Cypriniformes; Cyprinidae
Gene: mtdha
Product: metadherin a
Exons: 12
Coding region: 97-1644 (515 amino acids)
Biological process (GO): positive regulation of canonical NF-kappaB signal transduction; positive regulation of angiogenesis; negative regulation of apoptotic process
Cellular component (GO): nucleus
Molecular function (GO): transcription coregulator activity
Source: RefSeq, a predicted model, not a curated record